This is a messenger RNA of Lynx canadensis (Canada lynx), 1161 nucleotides long. It is a transcript of the gene MEI4, whose product is annotated as meiotic double-stranded break formation protein 4. Gene Ontology annotation, biological process: homologous chromosome pairing at meiosis; spermatogenesis; DNA recombination. Lineage: Eukaryota; Metazoa; Chordata; Mammalia; Carnivora; Felidae. The transcript has 4 exons. The record is from RefSeq and is a predicted model, not a curated record. Gene Ontology annotation, cellular component: lateral element. Bases 1 to 1161 code for a protein of 386 amino acids.
AUGGAUGAUCAAGCAUGGUAUUUGAGAACUUCAAAGCUGGCUCUGGCUGUGGCCAUUAUCCGCUCAAAACCAGCAGACAAAAGCAGCAGAGAAUACACAGAGCACCUUGCCAAGGUGGUGUCUGAGCAGGAGUCAACGUGGAGAUCAAAAGUCGAAGCCUUGGAAACUGAAGUUCUGCAAUUACGUCAAAAACUUCUUCUGAGCAGGAUGUGUUCAGGAUUGCUUGAGACUGGAGACCCAUCUUCCCAAUUUCAAGCUCAGGAAUCUAGCAGUUCUGAAAAUACAUUUAAUCUGCUGGAAGAUUCUGGGUGUGAUUUAUCAAAUGAGCAGAGAAGUGAACCUUCAGAGAUGUCCCAGAAUUUUGUGGAGAGCUGCACCCCCACACCCCCUCUACCACUCCCCAUUGUGAGAAGACAUUGUGCCACUCUGGAAAACCCUCUGUCUUCCCACAUGCAAUUCUUGCAACAUCUACUUGAACUGAAGAACUUGACAGAAUCAGGGAGUCUGAAAACAGACUUAAGCCACUUUGAAAAUGACUUUUCCACAGUAUCUCAUUCUGUUUGUCAGUUGCUGGAUGGCCUGAUCACUUUUUACCGUAAACCCAAAUUUCCUUUUUCGAGCUUUUGGACAGAAGCUGUUGAUACUUUAGCUGGACUGAUCAGUGAUUGUAACUUAUCUAAUCGUAUUCUUAAAAAGUGUUCCAAGAAGUUGGAAGAAUUUGAGAAAACCCUACUACAGGUUAUUUUAAGGAGCAACCAUAUAAAUCGGUUUCAGGUGCAGCACCAUGUGUCUCAGAGUCUGGUAAUCCUGGGAAGUUGCAGCUUGUUGAGAAAAUCUAUAAUAUCUCAGCUUUUAUCAGAAGUAAACAGCUUCACUGACAUUCUGGGUACCAUCAAUCAGGUGCAAGCCAGUUAUGUGACACACUAUGAAAAUAUCUUCUCCCUGUUCUGGGUUCUGGAGCAGCUUCUUCAAAAGGAAACCAAAGAAGGCAACACUUCAGGUAUAGGGCCUGAAGACCAAGAAAUCCAGAAAUUUCUUCAAAAGCAUGAUGAAACUAUUUUCCAACUCUCUGAUGCAUUUCCUUUAUUUACCUUUUAUUUAUGGAGACUAGGCAUUCUCUUGAACUCAGUUGAAACUGUUGAAAAUAACUCACCUCCUUAG